GUGAUAAGGUGUAGUGACCACCGCUUGAGAGAGAAAAAGAGAAAAGGAAAAAAAGAAAGAAAAAAGAGGAGAAGGAAAAAAACAAUUUAGAUUACUCCCUUAUCACCUCCCAGGCUAGCUCCACUCUCUCCGUCUCCCUCGCGCGUCUCUGUCCUCUGGCCACUGCCACCACCCAUCGUCUCCAUGUCUCUCCUCAUCUCCCACAUGUCCGGGAGCCAUACGCUCGCCGCCCCUCGCCGCCGCCGCCUCCUCCUCCUCCCCUCCUCCCACGACCUGAACCACCCCUCCCUCUCCUUCUCCGGCGCCGGCGGCCGCGGCGGCCUCCAUGUGGCGCGGGCGAGGAAGGGCCUGUCGUCCCGCACCCAGCGCCAGCGGCUCGACAAGCAAGGCAAGAAAGGCGCCGGCGGCACCCCCACCACCACCACCAAGGAGCAGGACGAGGAGGAGGAGGCGGAGAUGGUGGAGAUGGAGAUCGAGGCAUCCGGUUUUCCGAUGGAGUUGUCGCCGGGGCCGAUGCCGCAGCUGCCCGGAGAGCAGCCGGACUUCUGGGAGGGCCCGCGCUGGGACGCCCUCGGCUUCUUCGUCCAGUACCAGUGGGCCUUCGGCAUCGUCUUCGCCGCUCCGUUUGAGAUUGCUGGUUAUUUACGGUGCGGCGGCGAGAAAUUACGAUAGACACAUCAAAAUCUCUUAAUAUCAUGUUGCGAAUAUUCGCAAUCAAUCCUUUCGAAAACGGAAACACGUCGCAGUUGGAAAGAAUUGGAAUUCUAGUUUGUUUAUUGCAACUCGGUUGGUUUAAGAGGAUUUGGUAGGAUUUCAGUUACUGAUAUCAUAUCCCAUGAUCUUGAACAACUGAAAAAGUACGCUUUGAUAAUUUUUCCCAAAAUCAAACAAACUGAAAUUUUAUAAAAGUGAAAGCUAAGCUUAAUAUGGUCAUCUAUCAUAGAGAUUAAAGUUUGCCGAUUCUAAAACUUGGGUCUUUUUACACCCCUUAUAAUCGAAAUCAAAGUGUUUCGGAUUGAUUUGGUUUUGGACCCCAAUUUGUGUUUGUGUUUGUGUAUGAUUAGCAUCUAGUCAUCUACUGAAAUGUCUAGUAUGAAAAUUGAAUGAGAAGAUGAAAUGCCAACGAAACAUCCAUUGUGAAAUGAGCAUUCUGUCAUUUGAACCAAACUCUUUAGCUUGACAGCGAAAGAUAAGGUAAAUGCCCACAAAGAAGGAGAGCUACUCGAGGCGUGUUUGAGUAGUGCUGGUUAAAGCAGCGCUUAAACAAAUUUUGUAUUAAGAACUAGAAGAUUCCUGUUGCAUUAGGAGGAAAGGUUAUGCUUCUCCGGUGACAGUCGAGAGAAGACUGCAAAUAGUGCACAUCUCCUCUCAUCCACUUCUUCAUCUUAAGGAAAGACUCGCGUUAAAGCAGCUUGCUAAGAGUGGCAAGGAAGAAAGAGAAAUUCCCCAUUUGACGGGCUAGAGGAAGAAGAAGCAACUGCGCAAGAAUUUCCGUCGUCGAGAUAGCAAUUGGAAAUAAUGUCAGUGGUUGGAGGUCUCGUUCUACACUCUGAUCACCCUUAUCCUGUCCUUGACCUGUCUGUUUUUCCCGGCGAGCGUAACUUCAAAUGAAUCAUCUUCAUUCGGGCCUGGAAGCUCAUUUUAGGUUUCUAUCACAGUACAGUUCCGAAUCUUUUGUUUGCCAGCUAUUUAAAGGUUGGAUACUAGUGAGAGUAGAGAAGAUGUUUCAAAAGCUAAGCCAAAAGAACACCAAGAACAAUGCGUGAAACUUGUGACUGGGCAAAAUGUUGAUAUUCAUGAGUAUUUAUUUUGCUAA
Messenger RNA from Ananas comosus (pineapple), 1816 nucleotides. RefSeq lists its product as uncharacterized. The coding region runs from base 184 to 672 and encodes 162 amino acids. NCBI's taxonomy places the organism in Eukaryota, Viridiplantae, Streptophyta, Magnoliopsida, Poales, Bromeliaceae. The transcript has 2 exons. The record is from RefSeq and is a predicted model, not a curated record.